Eruca vesicaria subsp. sativa (arugula) is the source of this 1320-nucleotide messenger RNA. NCBI's taxonomy places the organism in Eukaryota, Viridiplantae, Streptophyta, Magnoliopsida, Brassicales, Brassicaceae. The record is from the annotation of a GenBank genome assembly.
AUGUGCCCCCCAACUUCAUACGCUCUGAGAAAAUUAGUGUUUUUCUCUGAGAGAGACCAAGAAAAUUUUGAGUUUGAAGAGUGUGAUAAGAGAGACAGAGAGAUAGUGGCGUCUGAUUGUUUUGAAGCUGAGAGGGGAAGCAAUCGUCUCUGUGAUUUCUUUUCAUCUCUUUUAACGAGUAUCGGAGGAGGAGCGUUAGACCAGAUCAAAGAAAAGGAAGAAUCUUCUUCAAUGGCAUCAAGAGUUUCUAUUCCCAGGGGAAUCACAGGCGAAGUUAAACCAAAGAAUGUCGUAAGACAAAACCGAAAGGCUCUUGGAGACAUUGGGAAUCUCGUCAACAUUGCAACUGAAAAGGAUAUUGCGAGGAAGGCCAAACCGUCAAAGGCAGAGGAGGUUGUUAUCAUCACCCCUCACGAAAAUGAGAAAUCUUGCAAACCACAUGUUACCCAAAGAGGUUCCUCCAAGACUUUCACAGCGACCCUAAGAGCUCAAAGCAAGGCUGCAAAUGGACUCAAAGAUGCUGUGAUUGACGAAAUUGAUGCUCUUGAUGCUGGUAACAAACUUGCUGCUGUGGAAUACGUUGAUGACAUUUUCAAGUUUUACAAGAGCAUUGAAGAGGAAGGAAGGAUCAUACACUAUAUGGGAUCACAACCUGAAUUAAACAUCAAGAUGAGAUCCAUCCUCAUUGAUUGUCUUGUCGACGUUCACAGAAAGUUUGAGCUGAUGCCGAGACACUUUACAAGAGAGCUUCAGCUUUUGGGGAUAAGCGCUAUGCUUAUAGCUUGCAAGUACGAAGAGAUCUGGGCUCCUGAGGUUAAUGAUUUUGUCAGCAUUUCGGACAACGCUUACUGCAGGGAGCAGGUCUUGGCUAUGGAGAAAUCAAUCUUAAGACAACUCGAAUGGUGCAUCACUGUUCCAACGCCUUAUGUGUUUCUUGCGCGUUACAUUAAAGCCUCGGUUCCAUGUGAUGGUGAGAUAGAGAAACUGGUGUUGUAUCUUGCUGAGCUUGGUCUGAUGCAAUGUCCGCUAGCUUUCGUGAAUCGUCCAUCGAUCCUGGCUGCGUCAGCCGUUUAUGAUGCAUGUCAAUUACUUGAAAAGACUCCAUCUUGGACUGAGACUUUGAAACAUCACACUGGCUAUUCGGAAGAUGAGAUCAUGGAGAAGGUGAAAAUGCUAAGGAAUAUAAGGGACUCCGCUCUAGAAAGAAGCUUCGACGACGACGGAAAAGCGUCUUCAAACUGUUAUGUGAAGAGGAACUUUGCUACUCGUGCGUCACAUGAUAAGCAAGCAAGGAAUGAUGACGUGGAAAUUGGCGGUUAA